ACUGUUUGUGGAAGGGAUCGUUUAACCGUUUCGCCUUCUCGGAUAUUCCUUGGCAGUAAGCAAAAUGGCGCCGCUAUGGAUGGUUAUGUCGUUAGCGGUUUCUUUACUUUUAACACCUUUUCUUAUGUUUUUGCUUGCCAUAAUCUUUUUGGCAUCUAUCGGAAAGUCACUCGGCGUUAGAAGAUUAUAUAUAAAAUUGCUGCUAACACUAUUUGAGUAUGGCAGACAAAAUAUAGAAAACGUGAAAAAGAAGAAUGGUACUUGGAAGCAAAAUGACGAAGACACAGAUGAGGAGUACGAAUCGAGGCACGUCGAAAAGCAGAAUGUGCAAAAUUGGAAAACGGAGAGUAUGCAGAAUGGAGUGAGCAGCACCGUUAUAGCCAGAUCGACGGAUUUGAUUUUGGUACCCGAGCCAGAAAUGCAGAAUCAUAAAAAUCAUUUGGAGGAAACGAAAACGGAGAAUUCACAGACGCCUGCAACAAGUGCGAGCAAAAGCGAGACACUCAUACGUAGAGAUUCAUUUGAAACCCUGAAAAGGGAGUUCAAACCUGCAAUCUGUUUGGAUUACAUUAAAGCUGGUGUAGAAGCUAUUAUAGAAGAUGAGGUGACAUCUCGUUUUGAAGCAGAAGAAUUGAAGAAUUGGAAUUUGUUAACUAGAACAAAUAGACAUUACGAGUUCAUCUCCUGGAAGUUAACAGUGAUAUGGAUAUGUGGAUUUGUUAUGCGAUAUUGUUUCCUUCUUCCCUUGAGGAUAUUCAUUUGUUUUGUAGGGGUACUGUACAUUGUAAUUGCAACAUUUCUUAUUGGCUUCCUACCAAAUGGUUUUAUUAAGAAAUGGACAUACAACAAGGCUAGUCUCAUAGCAUUCAGGAUAAUGUCACAAUCUUUAUCAGCGACAAUUACAAUUCAUAAUCCAGAGAACAAACCAAAACCAGGAGGAAUGUGUGUGGCAAAUCACACUUCCGCAAUCGAUGUGCCUAUCUUAUCCACACAGACAACAUUCUCCUUGGUGAUGUGGCUGACUGCAUGUACAGCGGUAGUCGGCUAUGUUCCAGAGGGUAGUUUCAAGCGAUGGCUGAAUUACAAAGUCUCCAUAAUGUGCUUCGGUGUGUUGUCGAGUGCUCUAUCAUCAGUAAUUACGUAUCAUAAUCCGGAGAAUCGUCCUGUUAGGGGUAUUUGUGUGGCAAAUCAUACUUCACCUAUAGAUGUUCUGAUACUCAUGUGCGAUAAUUGCUAUUCCUUGAUAGGUCAGAGACAUGGUGGAUUUUUAGGUAUUCUACAAAGAGCUUUAGCACGUGCUUCACCACAUAUUUGGUUUGAACGGUGUGAAGUUAAAGAUAGAGAAGCAGUUACAAGACGAUUAAAAAAACAUGUGUCUGAUCCUACAAAUCCACCGAUACUUAUCUUUCCUGAAGGCACUUGUAUAAAUAAUACAUCAGUUAUGCAAUUUAAGAAAGGAAGCUUUGAAGUUGGUGGAGUAAUUUAUCCUGUUGCAAUAAAGUAUGAUCCAAGAUUUGGGGAUGCAUUUUGGAAUAGUAGCCGAUAUUCAAUGAUACAAUACUUAUAUAUGACUAUGUCAAGUUGGGCCAUAGUAUGUGAUGUUUGGUAUCUUCCUCCGAUGUAUAGAAACGAGGGAGAGAGCGCUAUUGAUUUUGCGAAUAGAGUAAAGUCUGUGAUAGCAAGACAGGGUGGCUUGGUCGAUUUACAAUGGGAUGGUCAGCUUAAACGAAUAAAGCCAAAAAAGGAAUUGCGAGAGAAGCAACAAGAAGAACUUAGUAAACGACUUAAAGACGAAUAAAGUCGAAUAUGAAUCGUCUCUAGUCCCUCUUUCACGAUCGAUAUAAUGUGUGAUAUUUUGCUUAAACGAGAAUAUUUUACCUGAUGUGCUGUUUUAUCUUCUUCGUGGACAUUUAUCUGUGCUAAAAGGGGAUGAUAGAGCGUAUGCAUGAUUUAAUUUGUUUAAUUUUACAAAUGUGAUACAUUGCGUUAUGUUAGAUUACUUUUAUACAAUGAGAAAUUGAUAAAUUUCUAUAGUAACAUUUAAAUUCAUUACAAGACGAUUAGUAUAAACAAUUUAUCUUAAUAUUAUGAUUGAAUUUAAAUAUGAAAUAUCGCAGGUACCACAUUUGUCAAUUUUUAAUACCAAUAUUAUAUAACGAGGCAUUACAAAUUUAUUAUUUAUACAUAAUGAAGUGUUUAAUAUGGAAUGGCCGAUGGUGUGUGACUUUUUGUGCGUAUGAUUGAAUGUAGCAUCAAACUCAUCCUAUUUAUAUUGUUACAUUUUUAGAAAUGUACUUCACCUCAUUAUCUCAUUAAUUUGAUACAUGGUUAUGGAUAUCUAAGCCCAUCUGAUAUUAUACAGGAGAAGUUACAAAUUCUUUUCUUUCUUUCUUUUUUUUUUUUUGUAAAAAUGAUAGGGAAAAAUAUUACUCUUUAUUGUAGUGUAAAAAAUAAAGUAUUUAUUCAUAUUUCUCAUAGAAAGAAAUUAGCAUAUAUCAGGGUUAUGCUACUGUACCCAUCCCCUGAAAAUUAUUUGAAAUGACAUUCAUUACAUAGCAUAAUUGAGCAUAAUUGAAAUAUUUCCUAUUUUUGUAAAUAAUAUCAUCAAAAUUUUGAAAAAACGUUCGUAAAUUACUAUACAAUUAAAAAAAAAUACAUGCUUAUUGUAUUUUUAUGAAGAAAAGUUAUAAUCUUCAUCUACUGUUCUCAAAAUAUUGAGAAUAUUUUAUUCAUAUUCUAAUUGACGUUUGGAUUUUAAUUAAAUUAGAAGUUAUAUUCUAAUAACAUUUUAAUAUUUUGUAUAUGUUUAAUACAAUAGUAAUUUAAUGUCUUGUAUUUAAUAUUUUUUAAUUCAAAUAGUAAAGAUUAAUUAAAAUAAUUGAUAAUUGUAUGUCUCAUAGAAUGUAUAGAAUAUAUUUUUAUGUUUGAUAUACAAAGUUUGCACGUGUUAAUAAAAACGCAAUUAAUUGCUCUAAAAAACGAACUACAUUCUUAGGUUGUUGUAGAAAUUAAAUAUUGUAACAAUAAUAACAUAACUUAUUUAGAAUGUAAAACUAUUGGUCACACGUGCAAGGUAAAGGGGUCACUUAAAUUGGAUAUGAGUUUAUAGAUUCAUCUACUCAACAAGUUAUGGCGCUAUGUAUAAUAUCACUAUUCAAUUUUUAUACAAAAAAUGUUAAGAUAUAUUUUUAUGUAGUAAUGAAUAUAUAAAGGGAUAUACAUAAACAAAACAACAAAAGGAAUAUGUGGCUGUCACUGUAAUUUUGACAGUAACAUAAACAUAGUCAACAACAGUAUGAAUGCUUUAUUAUAACUCUUCUCCUAUCACAUAUCAAAAGUAUUGUGUAUAUAUAUGUGUAUGUAUAUAUAUGCUAGUCAAUAAUAUACUUCCAUCAAACGAAUAUAAAGCACAAAUGAAAUUGUUAUGUCAUCGUGCAAUCUGAAUUAUAUAUAGAGAAUGUAUAUUUGAUAAUUUAAAUAAGUACGUUAGUUUCAUGCAAAAUAUGAUACCAUAUGCAUGCAAAGUUUAUAUAUACCAGUAAAUAACACAAGUAUAUUUGUAAGCUAUAUAUAUUUAUUUUACAAUAGCCAUAAUCUUACAACGAUUAAAUGAUUUACAUGAUCAUUUGACAUAUGUACAUAAAGGUUUCUAUUUAGAUAUUAAACAAAUAUGUUUAUUAGA
Bombus huntii is the source of this 3682-nucleotide messenger RNA. RefSeq names its product glycerol-3-phosphate acyltransferase 3-like (gene Gpat4). NCBI's taxonomy places the organism in Eukaryota, Metazoa, Arthropoda, Insecta, Hymenoptera, Apidae. The transcript is spliced from 10 exons. The coding region runs from base 65 to 1798 and encodes 577 amino acids. Gene Ontology annotation, cellular component: endoplasmic reticulum. The record is from RefSeq and is a predicted model, not a curated record. Gene Ontology annotation, biological process: triglyceride biosynthetic process. Gene Ontology annotation, molecular function: glycerol-3-phosphate O-acyltransferase activity.